This is a messenger RNA of Cryptomeria japonica (Japanese cedar), 530 nucleotides long. RefSeq names its product WUSCHEL-related homeobox 5. The coding region runs from base 6 to 419 and encodes 137 amino acids. The record is from RefSeq and is a predicted model, not a curated record. Gene Ontology annotation, molecular function: DNA-binding transcription factor activity; DNA binding. Gene Ontology annotation, biological process: plant organ development. The transcript is spliced from 3 exons. Lineage: Eukaryota; Viridiplantae; Streptophyta; Pinopsida; Cupressales; Cupressaceae.
GAGAAAUGAGUGAGGGUGAGGCGAAGCGGAGAUGGAAUCCGACGGGUGAGCAGGUGAGAAUACUGGAGAGAGUUUACAGGGAGGGCACCCACCGUCCCACCACGAUGGAGAUUCACCAUAUCACCGACCUCCUCAGCCGCCACGGAUCUGUCCAAGGAAUCAACGUCUUCUACUGGUUUAAAAAUCGCAAAGCAAGGGAGAAACGAAGCACGCGCAACAUGCAUGCCUCUGCCCUCACAGUCAAAUGGGGAGGCUUGGAAUUGAACUCUGGUGGUAGUGGUUGUGAUCACAGACAAUUUCUUUCCACUACUCGGCAGGAGGUGGUAGUGGGUGUUGAAGUGAAUGGGUGCGUCCUCCCAGGCAGGAAGGAAGAAAAACCUUUGCAGACUCUACAAUUGUUUCCUCCCUGCGAAAAAUGAAUCACCUCAUCAUGUGAAUGUAUGACCAUUUAAUUAUCAUCUGUAGAAAUUGCAUGCUCCAAAUAUCAUCGUUUUCUUUUUUCAGUUGAAAUAUUCAAGGUGUAUAAUGAA